GGCCUGCGUGGCAAUCGUCGACAUCAGGAGAGGACCUGCCCCGCCGUUUGCCUGCGUGGACACCUGAUGACUGACUUGCCUACGGCUUUCGCAAGGAGGGGUAUCCUGAUUCGUCUCCUCUUUUAUUCGGUCGGUGCCUCUCGCACGCGUUGUUUCGGAGAAGGAAAUGCAAAGAGCGACCAAACACAAACACGGGCGGGGGCGAGAGUGAUAGUGAGAGUGAGCACAGCGAAUCGGGGUAGGUGAGAGAAAGGGAUAGUGACAGGUUCUACUGAGGGGAACAGGGUUUGUUAAUCCGCCGAAGCGUUGCGGGCGAGACGCGGACGGGCAGCAAACAAGGCAAUACGCUGUGAAAGUCAAAGCACGUUCAUUCUGUGGGGAAUUGGAAACAGUGACCGACUGGGUAAUCCUGUUGGGGGAGGAAGGCGAGGAAAGGAAACUUGUCCUGCCGGGGGGCAAAAGAGAGGAACGGAGAGAAGGAUAGCGUGCUGGAGAGAAGGACAGCGUGGUGGAGAGAAGGAGAGCGCUAGAGAGGAGAGAGGUGGUCGUUUAGUUCGAAGGGUUCUUACUUUAUUAGUCGUAGGCGGGAAAGGGCUGCUGGAGGAUGAGGAAAGAGAAUUAAUGGGUUUUUGUUUAUGUUCGGCAGCUCGUGGAUUUUUACUAUGCCAUUAUUAGAGAAGAAGCCAUAGCCAGGGCCCCAGUCAGCAGCCCUCGGCUUAACAGCAGGACGGCGCUUCUCAAGCUAUCUCGCACACGGGAUAAUAAAGACGGGGACGAGGGGGGGGAGGGAGUGUGUGUGUGUGUGUGUGUGUGAGAGAGAGAGAGAGAGAGAGAGAGAGUCUGAGAGAGAGAGAGAGAGAGAGAGAGAGAGAGAGAGAGAGAGAAUAGAGGAGCAGACGGGUAGUAAGAGCUAGUAGGCAAAGGAGAAGGCAAGUCUGAGUGGGGUUCUCAAGGGUGGCUGACAUAUUGGGACCUCGAAUUGGCAGACGGAUAGUAAGGCUAGUCUGGACAGUUUAAUGCUCAGAUAUGGCAGCCGGGGCAGAGUUUUCUCAGGGGGCGGGUGUUGUAGAUGUCGUAACGGUGAAGAUAAAAGAUAAGGAGCUGGCUAACGGCGUGCCUGAAAAGGACAGAGAGGAGAAUGGAGGCAGCAAGAAGGAGCAGCAGCAGCAGCAGCAGGCGGAUCAGGCGCCGUCGCAGCAACAGCGUCCCCAGGACGAGCAGGAUCAGAAAGAUGUCUACUCUAACGGAACGUCGGUGAGUAACGGAUUGAUCGUUAACGGGACGGCUAACGGCACGAAGAACAGUGAUGAUGUCUCUCUCGAUUCUCCCAAUGGUCGAACUGCAAGCAAGCCUCCACGUCCCGGCGGCGGGCUGGGACGUCGUUGUCAAAGCUCUGCCAUGCUCAUGACAGCUGCUAUGGACUCUCCGCACGCGGUAUCGUCAGUUUCAUUGGACAGGCUCCAGCUGAAAGAGCCCGCUGUCAGCCGAUGGUCGGGAUUUAAACCUGUGAUCAGAUCAGGUGGAUAUGCUGACAUCGGGGGGCGAAUGUUCAUGGAGGAUGCUCAUGUCCGCAUAGAUGACAUCUCCGAACACGUGAGGAGUUUCGAAUUCAACGAAUGGCCCAGAGCUUUCUUCGGGGUCUUCGAUGGACAUGGCGGACAAUGCGCGGCCGAAUUUGUGAGCAAUCGCCUGCUGCGGUAUAUAGUGGAAGACGCCGACUUCCCGAGGGAUGUGGAGUCUGCCGUUCGACAGGCAUUUCAUAGGACAGAUCUGGAGUUUGACUUGGAGUGUGGAGCUGGCAGGGCACAUCCCUCGGGUACUACUGCUCUGACUGCGCUUGUGUAUGGAAGGACCUUGUUCGUAGCUAAUGUUGGAGACUGCAGGGCUGUUCUCUGCAAGAGGGGCAGGGCAGUGGAGCUAUCCCGCGAUCACAAGCCUUGUUGCGCUUUUGAGCGUGCUCGUAUUGAGGCCUUGGGAGGGUAUGUUGAGGAUGGGUACCUGAAUGGGCUUUUGGCCGUAGCGAGGGCAGUGGGCGACUGGCAUUUGGCAGGCUUGAAAGUGCAAGGUUGCGGGCCUUUGAUAGCCGAACCUGAAUUUCGGGAAGAGCAAUUGACUUCGGAAGACGAAUUCAUGAUCCUAGGAUGUGAUGGCCUGUGGGAUGUUUUCAGCAGCCAGAACGCCGUAGAAUUCGCCCGUCGCAACUUGCAGAAGCAUAACGACCCGGAGCGGUGCUCACAGGAUCUUGUUCAGGAGGCCAUCAAACGAUCGACCUGUGACAAUGUGAGCGUCCUCACUGUGUGCUUUACUCCGGAGCCUCCCCCCCAGCUGUCAUGGAAGUCGUCAGGAGUGAGGCGGAGCUUCUCUGUUGACAGUCUCCGUACUCUGCAGGAGAGUCUUGAUGCUUGCUAAGCUGAUAUCUGAGGGGCCCCUUUGAAGUCAGUGGUUCAACUGAUGAUAACUGCCUGAAGGUUUGUUGCCGGUGGUGGAUGGAUGUCUUCACCUGGAGUAUGGAAACACAAGGUAUUCGGCAAGGGGGUUCAGUGGGUCAGAGGGAGAGGAAGGACACGGGAGGGUAGGGGGAGAAAGUGGGUGAGGAACCACUGCACUACACACGGGCGCGCACACACACACACACACACACACACACACACACACACACACACACACAGAGGGAGAGAGCACCGCAGGAGAAGGAACAUGAUGAGAGAGAGAGAGCACCGCAUUAGCAGGAACAUGAUGGUCUGAGGUGAAGAAUCUUCAUAAUCAUGUCUUCAGUUGCGUCUGUGUUCUGAAGUGUAGAAAGUGUGUGAUGGAUGACGUUGAGAACUGGAUGGAGUAGUUGUAUAAUCAGGGAGCGACGUCUCCAGCAAUGGUUGGUCCGCGGUGGAAACUGGGCGAAGAUGGCUUCAUUACUAUGUAUAUGGCCAUGGGCUGGAGGGGGCUGGUAGUGAGAGCUGCUUUGCCGCACAGAGGAUGCUGUUCGACAUGCAGUCGGGGUUCCUACCAUUUGCGAAACAAGAGUUGGUAGCAUGAUCCAGGGUUUGCUUUUGUCUGCGGCCAGUCGGCUAUUGAUCGGGGGGUGAUAUGAAUAGACAUUGUCAGCUGCUGUAAUGGCCGUAGUUGGAAGCACCGAGUCUGUCGAUAUUGUUGGGUGUUUCCGAUGAAGGGUAUGGGAAAAAACGUGAAGGGAGGGGUCCGGUUAUUAACGAGGGUUACGGAGAGAGAAUGGGGUGGGGCCAGGUUGAUCGUGGCGGGGCCCGCCAGGUUUAUGUCACAAAUGGUUACCACGAUAGACGGUGUGCAGUCAGGUGGGCUUGUGUGAAGAAGAGUUCCUCGGCCUGUUGCUCAACACAUGCCUGGCUUAGUGACUUUGCAUCAACUGGCUCUAUAAUGGAUUUCGGGACCACAAAGAAUCGGUAGAGAGAGCUACCAAUUCGUCUCAAGUGACUCUGGGUGUUUGCAAGACCGGCACUGGUAUGUCAGAUUUUAUGCUAUGCUAUGCUAGCAAGCAAACACAGGGCAGAUUGAAAGAUACGAUAAUGCGAACGGUGGAAAGGGAUGCAAGGCAUGUAUGUCUUGUCUAUCCGAAUGUGCAACAUUAGGAAUGAAAUGCGGUCCUGCUCUAUUUGGCUCACACUCUACUUUCGUUCCUUCCCGGUUUCACGAGGUGAUCAAUUGGGUAUUUUCUGCUCCGCGGGCCCAAGCUUAUCGUCAUGCCGAGGUGUGCUCCUGAAGCUUGGUGCUGGACAGCGGCGGCUCCUUAUUACCUACAGGUAUGAUCUUUGUUAAGAAGGUGGAGGCAGUUGGUAGUAAUAUGGCAAGUACGGUGCAUGGUAUUGAAAUUAGCAUCGAAAAGACUAGAGAAAGAUGUAGAACAGGAAGUCCAACUGUAUCUAUCGGGGAAGUACAUCUGCAGUAUUGGUGUGCUGGAGAUGCAGAUGGUAAUAUGGGUUAAGUGUGCUAUGGUAUAACUCAUCUGCUGCAUUAUUGGUUCAGGCAAUGGUUACGAGUGCGGAUCUGAGAAUUGCUGGUCGUCAAUUGGGAGAUUGGAAGAGAUUCGAUCGGUGGGAUGCAUUGCGUGGGAAGUAAACAGUCGAUGAAUGGUUAUGGGUGCAGAUCUAAGAGUCGCCGGUCGUCGAUCAGAAGAUUGGAAAAGUCUAUGGGUGGGGGAUGCAUUGUCUGUUGAGUAAACAGGCGAUGGUUGUAGUCCUGUGGUAUAUGUGCAUUAUGGGAGGGGAUGAUGAAUGUUGUUCUAUAUGCCCAUGCAGCGACUGUUCUAUGCCCAUGCAGCGACAUCUGCAUCCUUGGUGGUUGCUGAGGAAUAGAAUUGCAAUUGGUGCCUGCUUUACACAGAGUGGGAGAAGGGCUGGGGGGUAGCAGAUGGGUGGGUGUGUAUCUCUGAGUAGAAGAAAAGAAAGUCUACUUGAAGUAGAUUCCAGGCUGUGAAGUCCAGCCAGGGUGCCCAUGCUUCGGUUUUGUCCCGUCCAACAGGUUUUACUUUGUCCCUUAGGUCUCUUCUAGGCGGCUUUAUCCUCCUCUUGAGGUAUUCUGUCUCUUCGUCUUUUUCCUACCUUGACAGGAUUUGUGUGUAUGUUCCCCUCGAUUCGGGAGCUUCUUUUAGUAGGCUGUUUGUGACGUAACUAUCAUUGCGAUGACGACGAUGCUGAAAGUGACGAUGAAGGUGAUGAUAACGACCGACUAUGAAGGAAAUGACGGUGAUCCUGGUGCGAGGUUGCCGUUGGCUUGUUAAUCCUCGCUCCCAUAAUGUUUAACUUGGACAUAAUCUUAAGAACCCUGUGUUACGAAAUCCCUCCUUCGCUCGCGUUGCUGCAGAGGUACACUGUUGUGUGUGCAGGUCAUGAGGGGUUCAAUUAGGAUAACAUUGUUUGAAACUGAACCGGGGGGUUGUUGUGUGACAGAUACUCGCUACCACAGCAGAAGAAAUUUGAAGGACAACAGGAUGCCAUGCCGUGUGGCAAGGAAAGAAAUGGGCUGUAUUUGCUAUCCAAUUCUCUUCUGCGUAAAGCGACAUGAUGACUUUUGUUAUCUCUUCGGGCACAUUCUGGAACGCGUUAUUCAUUUCAGUGGAUGGGGGAUAAAGCCCAUUGAUCGUCGUCGUCCAUGCCAAGCUGUGGCCAAGGAUGGAGUCGUGACGAGAAAUAGAUGUGGCGUUUUCUUGUGCUGAAUGUGGCCGUCUGCUUCAUCAGUAUAAGAGUGUGUUUCUGUGUUCUGUCUGUGUGUGUGUGUGUGUGUGUGUGAGAGAGAGAGAGAGAGAGAGAGAGAGAGAGAGAGAGAGAGAGAGAUUUUGAUUCGUCAAGACAUUAUUUGCUGACACUUCUAGACCUGAGCAGCGGGGGAGGGAGAGGUGAUGAAUGUGAAUGAUAUGACAUUGAAAACAGGCAUGUGGCAUGCGUGCUCAUGAAUGCGGAGAGAACACAUAAUUGUUUGUGAUGGAGGCUGAUGACUCUCAGUGGUUAUUUGGUGCCCAUGUUGACGGAGACGAGUUGGGUGUUCAUCACCCCCUCUCAAGCGCUCAGCCUGGCAAUGUUGUGCUGUCCUCCCCGCUCAUAAUGGCAUUUGCAGUUGCAUGUACGACUUGGAUGGAGAUACUGAGCUACAGGGAAAAGACAUGAAGUUCGGUUGUCGGUGGUGGGCUUUGGUGUAUCUCUGUCCGCCGAAUGCUGUUCAUUGAAUCUAGACUUACCUUUCGCUGGAUCGAAUGCUCUACUUGCAAGAGAUUUACAGGAAGGGUGGGGUGAGCAAUCUGUUUAUGUCUGGGGAGGGGGAGGGGGGAGGGAGAGUCUGAAAGAGGAGGUUAGUGUGGUACUCGAUUUCUUCGGAGGUAUCGCACUUGCUCUCGAGGAGGAAAGAGGGGCCAGCAGGAGGCAUAUGCCAUGAAAGAGGACGCUGUUUCCUUCCUUGCCCUGAUAACUCUUGUGCAUGCGUGGGUGGACGAGUGCGUGCAUGUGUGUGGGGUUUCGCGUGUGAGUGGCUAAGACUGUGUGUCUAUGUUGUUGUGCAUGGAAGGGGGAAGUGGGUGGCGGCAGGCAGUAGGCGAUUCAAGGGUGUAGUAUACUCCGUGUGUUUCUGCCUUUGCACUGCGUCAGGGUGGAGUUGGGCAAUUAUAUCCGGCUCUGUAGAAUGCUGCUGUGAAUUGCGUCGCGGGACUCGCGGCUGGAUUUAAACUUUUUGGAACGUCCUGAUCAAACAUUGAUGUUGUCAAUCUCUCUGUGGAUUGAGCUUUUGCAAAGCACUUAAAAAGACUGGAAGAACACUAAUAAGGCUUCGGAAGAAGAGGGACUGCAUGGGGGGUUUGCUUGGGGGGCUUGGUACGCCAGCCUCCUUGAAAUGAAAAUUUGAAACCUCA
This is a messenger RNA of Chara braunii, 6367 nucleotides long. Lineage: Eukaryota; Viridiplantae; Streptophyta; Charophyceae; Charales; Characeae. The record is from the annotation of a GenBank genome assembly.